AUGCCACAGCUGAUCGAGGCUAGAGCAAGCGAUGAUGACUGGACUGGUAUUACGGAUGCAGCAUCCCGGCGGAGAAGGCAGACUAGAUUGAACACCCGAGCAUACCGUCGUCGGAAAGCCGAACAAGCUGCUUCCAAGGCCGUGAAGAUGGAGACGCCUGCCCCCAGAAUGGACACUAUACCCUGCUGGGACGAGGAAAACCAGAAGGUCGCGCUGCUACCGGCCGCAGUCGCGAAGGCCAUCAACGCUCCCGUAAUUCCAAAAGGCCGCCUCAACUCAAGGCUUCUCUUCCCUCUCUCUUCAGACCAUUUGAUCACCCUCAUUCAAGUUAAUACAUUGCGUGCCAUCAUGACCAACGGCCACAUCUUGGAGGAAGUAAUACCUGAAACGAGAUAUGACUGUACCGGGGGCGCCUUACAGGUUCUCCCUAGCCUCAGAAAUAUACAGCAGGUACCCGAAAGCCUAUUGCCGACUCGAUGUCAGUCGCUGGUUCCUCAUGGGGCUUGGAUCGACUGUCUCCCUCACCCAGCCUGGAGAGACAACUUCAUCCGAGCUCUUGGCACGUUUGACGAGAACGACCUCGCUUCUGAUAUUGCGGGGUGGUUAUCGAAGGGCACUGGCGCUAUAGAACCUGGGAUGCGAGGGCUGAUAGUUUGGUCGCCUCCCUGGCAUCAUACGGGUUGGGAGGUGUCGGAAGGAUUCAUGGAGAAAUGGGGUUGGUCAGUUAGAGGGUGCGAGGAGGUGCUCGAGGCCACGAACAAAUGGCGAGAAGUUCGAGGAGAGCCGCCGCUUAAAGUUGAAUAA
Clonostachys rhizophaga is the source of this 804-nucleotide messenger RNA. NCBI's taxonomy places the organism in Eukaryota, Fungi, Ascomycota, Sordariomycetes, Hypocreales, Bionectriaceae. The record is from the annotation of a GenBank genome assembly.